Messenger RNA from Stylonychia lemnae, 1950 nucleotides. Lineage: Eukaryota; Ciliophora; Spirotrichea; Sporadotrichida; Oxytrichidae. The record is from the annotation of a GenBank genome assembly.
AUGCAUUAAUCUUUGUCUAGCAAUUUUGAGCAGAAGAUCGUUUUAGAGAUAAAAUCAGACUCACAUUCAUUUGCAGAAAAAGCAAUCGAAUUUAUUGACAAUGGUAUUAGACUGAUCAUAACUAGCAAAAAUAAACAAGCAACUGAAGUUACCUGUCCACACUGUAACUAAAAUUUAAACAUCACUCAAGAACUCACAAAUCUAGAUAAUAAUAAUUUAGGAGAGUCCUCUAAAAUAAUUUUUGAGAGUUAAGACAAAAGUACCCUUCUCUUAGCAAGUAGAGAUGAGGAGCUUUAAUAAUCUAUAAAGGAAAUGAAUCCGCAAUUAAUCUCUGUAGGAACCUAAACAGCAUUAAUAUCACAGCCUAAGAUAGUUAUACUAAACAAGAUUGCAAAUCAGUAGACUUCAAAUUCUCAUUUAAUUGAAUCAACCAUCUAAACUUAAAUCAAAGAUAAUAUGAACUCUAAAACCCAGGAAAACUUCCGUAAAGAGGAAUGUAUCGUCUUGUAAAGCUGUGAGACAUAAACUGAAUAGACAACUUCUUUAUCAGAGUAGAAGAUUCUUUCAUCAACAAACGCUUAUCUUAAAUAUCAUCAAAGAGAUCAAAAGAAGUUUAGUGACGAAUACAUAACAUCUGUGCUUUCAUAGAAGAAAUAAUAAUAUGAAUCCAUUUCCAGUAGAGAUUACUAAUCUCUCUCAGGCAGGCAAUUCUCGACAAUGAGUGAGUUUGGAACCCUUAUCUCAUCUAAUAACUCUGCAUUUCAGGCCUUCAACUCUCUCAAAUAGCAAGAAUUCAAUUGCCCAUCUGAAGAUGCUUAGAUCACCUCCAAAUCUUAAUGCGUACCCUAGAAUACAUAAUAACAACAGCUCUGUCUGUCCAGAAUAGCUGGUAGGGAAAUUUGCAAGUUAAAAGAGCUCUCGUAAUCAAGAGCUGAAUUCUUCUCGUCUGUUAGCAAUAGUGAGGUCAUCAGAUAAGAUAAUAUUGACGCGGAAAUGCCCUCUCAAAAUAGUUUAAGUGAUAUUGAUAUUAGCGAAAGUGGAUCCUAAAUCUAAUCAGAAAUAUUAUAUGUUGACGAAGCCCCUUUCUUACCUAAAAAAUGUUCUCUUAGUUCUGUUUACAAUCUGAGUCGAAAAAUGAGAGUUUUAAAAAACAAGGAAAGUAGUAUUAACAAAAUGAAGGUUUCCUCUAAUUCCAAAAAGAUAAUUAAGGAUAUUUAGGCCCAAGUCAAGAAGAAAAAGAUCUACUUGAAUGUUGACUCUAAUAAUUCUCCAUAGCAAAUUUAAUAAAAAUAAAUAUCAUAAUUAGAGGAUUUUAAAGAUUCAGAGUUUAAUUAAUCCGACCUUAUAAUUCACCAGCAUAAUAACUUAAAAGAAAACAGCAAAAAGACUCUUAACUCGGAGCCUAACACCAGAGUUAAGAAGAAAAAAGAUAAGACAUCUCUCUCUUCACCUACUUCUAAAUAUCGAAAGUAUUAAUGUAAAUUUUGCAAAAAGAGAUUCAGGAUCUGUGCGGCUUUAGGAGGGCAUAUAAGCAAAGCGCACCCAGGACAAAGUUCAGCUUAUAAUCAUAAAAAGCAAGUUCGAGAAUAGAGAGAACUCGAAAGAUAGCUGCACAAAGAUGCUAUGAAUUUUUACUUUGAAAACUUUAACAACGUCCAAGGCCUAGAAAACAAUGUUUUGAAUCGUAAUACGAUCAAAAGAAUAAAGAAAAUGCUUGUUUAUAAGGAAGAUCAAUAUUAAUCUCUCCGUGAAAAGUUUCUUGUAAAUAAAGAGGAUGGGACUGAGCAUGAUGCUCAAAGGAAAGGAUCUUAGACUGAUUAGGACGAUAGUAAUGAAGAAAUUACAGAACCCUCAAUUUUGAGGAUUCUUGAGUAAAAAGAAAAAACUUAAGUUGAAGUAAUUAAGCGAACUACUAGAGCGAGAAUUCAAAAUUCUCAAUUAAACUAAUGA